AUGGCCCAAUCUCUCAUAUUCCCCGUCAAGAAGCAUGCUCCUGAGUUAGUUACUCCAUCGAAACCAACACCUCAUGAAGUAAAAUUACUAUCCGACAUUGAUGACCAAGAUGUGUUACGUUUACAUAUUCCACUGAUACAAUUUUAUAACUACGAUCCAAAUAUGAAAGGAAAAGACCCUGUUGAUAUAAUUAAAAAAGCACUUGCGAAAACACUUGUGUUUUAUUAUCCAUUUGCAGGUAGGUUGAGAGAAGGUCCUAGUAGAAAACUUAUGGUAGAUUGUAAUGAAGAAGGUGUUUUAUUCAUUGAAGCUGAUGCUGAUGUUACUCUUAAAGAAUUUGGUGAUGUUCUUCUUCCUCUUUUUCCUUGCUUGGAUGAGCUUCUUUAUGAUGUUCCUGGUUCUUCAAACAUUAUCAACGCUCCAUUGAUCCUUAUUCAGGUAACACGUCUCAAGUGCGGUGGUUUCAUAUUUGCUAUUCGUAUAAACCAUACAAUGAGUGAUGCAUUUGGUAUAGCUCAAUUCAUGAAUGCCUUAGCAGAAAUAUGUCGUGGAAUGAAUGAACCUUCAAUCUCACCGGUGUGGCGCAGAGAACUUCUAAGCGCAAGGAACCCACCAAGAGUGACAUGUUAUCAUCCCGAACUCGAACAAGCACCAGAUAACAAAGGAAUCGUUAAUGUCAUACCCUUAGACAACAUGGCCCGACGAACUUUCUUCUUCGGCCCCAUAGAGGUAGCCACAAUUCGCUCUCUCCUUCCAACCGACGAACAACAACAAUGCUCCAAAUUUGAAAUCAUCACCGCUUUCCUUUGGCGUUAUCGUACAAUAGCGUUACAGCUAGAUUCAAACGAAGAAGUCUGUAUGUAUUUUGCAGUCAAUGGACGUAGCAAAUUUGUUGACCUACAAUUACCGAAUGGUUACUAUGGUAACGUUAUUGCAAGUCCUGCUAUUGUUACAACUGCGGGAAAAUUAAUUGAAAAUCCAUUGGGGUAUGCAUUGAACUUAGUUAAGAAAUCAAAAGCUAAAGUGACCAAAGAAUAUAUGCAUUCAUUGGCAGAUUUAAUUGUUAUCAAGAGUCGACCUCUGUCUACUACGACGGAACUUAUGUUUAUAGUGUCUGAUACUACACGUUUAGGAUUUAGAGAUGUUGAUUUUGGUUGGGGAAAAGCUGUUUAUGGAGGACCAGCUAUGGAUCCUCCUUUUCCUGGUAUUGCUAGCUUUUAUAUACCUUUUACAAAUGCUAAAGGAGAAGAAGGUUUUGUUGUCCCACUUUGUUUGCCAGAACAAGCCAUGGAGAGAUUUGUAAUAGAUCUUGAUAGUGUGCUUAAGGGAAACAGUAACCAAUCUGCAAACGGUGAUACAAAUUAAUCUGGUAUCAUUAAAUCUUGGUUGUAGUUGUUUUUAGAAUUUUCCUUGUACUAAAAUCUUAAGAAUUUACUUUGUUUGCAUGAGAAAACUCAUCAUGAUCUAAA
This is a messenger RNA of Lathyrus oleraceus (garden pea), 1469 nucleotides long. Its product is annotated as benzyl alcohol O-benzoyltransferase. The coding region runs from base 1 to 1365 and encodes 454 amino acids. The record is from RefSeq and is a predicted model, not a curated record. The transcript has 2 exons. Lineage: Eukaryota; Viridiplantae; Streptophyta; Magnoliopsida; Fabales; Fabaceae.